ACAAAGUGUAAGUAUAUAAGAAACCUUUAGCGAUGACGUCACAUCAAUUUUCGUUUCAAUCAGAGCAACAGUUUUCGCGAUUGUCAAAUAUCUGCCAAGGCAUUUAAUUUUUCUUUUUCUCAAUCACCGGGUAACACUCCAUUUUUGACAAGUAUUCCUUCCCUUCUGACAUGUUGCCAUUUUGACAUUUCGCUAACAGUCUUCUUACUCUAUCGUGGCAUGAAAUCCACCACUAGACUAUGCCAAAAUCCCUCCUCAGAACCUUAGGAAUCACUCUGCUAAUCUUGAUUAUUUCUCAGUCUUCUACACCUAAGCUCAAUCAACAAGACGUUGCCUUAGCCAAGCGGUCGCUCCUCCAACGAGAACGCAAAUUCUUCAAAACGCAGCCCAUGAGUGAAGACCUAAAGUCGUUCAUCCAAAGGUACAAACGAAGAAAUGAGAACCCCGACAAACUAGAAGACACGAGGAAGAAGCGUUCGCAGGACCUCGACGAAAAUCUUCUAUACGUGAUACAAAACGGUCAGUUGGUCCCUUUUAGGAACAUCAAGGAAAGUAAGAGAAGCGAAGAGCUGAACAUGGAACAAGAGGGCUACACUGUGGUACCUUUGAUUAUUCCGUUGAAUAUGAGAGCGCCGGGGGUUAAGCUAAUUAAAACUAGAACUUUGUCUGAAGAAAUGGAGAAACCUCUAGCAAAAGACGAAAAGUCUGGAGCUUCUGUGGCGCCGGUGUCAGCGAUUGGGAGCAGUACGGCGGCUUCGGUGGGUAGUGAUAAAGGGGCAGAGGGGGCGAGCGGAACGCCUCCAACAGCAUUAGAGGAGGAAGGAAGCGACAAUAACACAAAGGAAGAGACCCAAGUUCUGCACAGGAUACUGGAGGAUGUGGAAGGGUUGAUGCAGUGGAAGCACGAAGGCAACAAAAAAGAAGGUGUGCUUUGUAACCUCAACGGUUCCUGGAUCAGUGACGCUGCCGGGAUGCGUUUCGACAUCUGCUACAAGAACUCCACGCGAAAAAAAUUCCGAAUACACGUGGCCGACCGGAUUCCGCCCAACGAAGACGGUUUCUUGUGCGACGGUAACUGGACGGUCUUCGGCGAACUUCCGUUCCUGCAUUCCGGGAUGGUGAUCGCUCUGGCCGUUCACGAGAAGGACAAACAUAUAGCUACUUUUAUAGGGGAAUGUCGAACAUGCGAGGGAAGUGAGACGGUCACAGGAACAUGGCUUAUAGGGCGAAGUUCACGUGACUGCAAGGACCAGAAGGCAGCACACAAAGUACUGAGCGACGUGUGGAAGCGAGAGCAGGGGCAUACGUUGAGGAAGAAACACUUGGAGCAGAUCGGAUAUAGUAUGAAGGACGACGACGAUUAGGAGAAGAAGGGUCUGGGUUAGUUGAAGAAAACGACGUUCAAAGUAAUAAAGGUUUUAAUGAUUUGAAGCUUAGCUAUACAGUAGGUUUAGGUUUACGUUAUCGCAUAACGUGUGCACAUAAUACAAAACUUAAAAAUGGCUA
This is a messenger RNA of Zophobas morio, 1506 nucleotides long. RefSeq lists its product as uncharacterized. NCBI's taxonomy places the organism in Eukaryota, Metazoa, Arthropoda, Insecta, Coleoptera, Tenebrionidae. Bases 240 to 1364 code for a protein of 374 amino acids. The record is from RefSeq and is a predicted model, not a curated record. The transcript is spliced from 5 exons.